AUGGAAAGCUGUCCUCAAAAGUUGGCCUCGCGUUUAACUAAAUUAAUGACCCUAACUAAGAAUGCCCACCGAUAUGUAGAGAGUAGGCCCCGACAGAGAGGCCUUACUCCCGUGAGAUGUGUUGGGUUUCCCUCGCCAAACGGACCAAAUGCGGGAAUACCUGUAAUACCAAUACCUAAUGUUGUCCUAACAAGAAUAGACAACAUAACGGCAACCAUAACACCUGGCCGUAUAGUUAGUGAGGUAGUAGGAGUGGUGGAACCCGUGGAAUCAAAUAUAGCCGGUCCGUCUAGUGCUGGCCCGAGUAUCGUUCUGUCAGAUAUAGCAGGCCCGACGCCCACGGUCCCCCAUACUUGUGUGGACAUUAAUGGCGUGCGCAGAGUGCCUAUAGGAAAAGGCAAGGCCAAAACUCGGCUCAGAAAAGCGACGAUGCCUAAGAGACGUAGUGGAAUCACUGUUCCACGGGUCCCGCCGCCACCCGAGACUAACCCGAGACGCAAGAAGCGCAAAAACCGAGUCCUGAAGGACAUUAAGGACCUCCAAAAGACCACCCACACUCUUAUUAAAAAGUUGCCGUUCCAGAGAUUGGUCCGCGAAAUCGCCCCACAAUUUAUGGUCGGUGUCCGCUUCCAAUCAGCGGCUAUCGGUGCCUUGCAGGCCACUAUUGAGAGCUACAUAACGGACCUGUUUACCGACGCGGGUCUACUAGCGAAACAUGCGGGCCGGGUGACUGUAAUGCCCAGGGACAUACAGGUGGCCCGCCGUUUAAACACCAACCAAAACCUUUUGUAUUAA
Molecule: messenger RNA, 795 nt
Organism: Medioppia subpectinata
Lineage: Eukaryota; Metazoa; Arthropoda; Arachnida; Sarcoptiformes; Oppiidae
Source: the annotation of a GenBank genome assembly